Sebastes umbrosus (honeycomb rockfish) is the source of this 8246-nucleotide messenger RNA. Its product is annotated as cilia- and flagella-associated protein 46. Lineage: Eukaryota; Metazoa; Chordata; Actinopteri; Perciformes; Sebastidae. Gene Ontology annotation, biological process: cilium movement involved in cell motility; axoneme assembly. The transcript is spliced from 59 exons. The record is from RefSeq and is a predicted model, not a curated record. Gene Ontology annotation, molecular function: protein binding. Bases 88 to 7905 code for a protein of 2605 amino acids.
UAGUAACGCUCCCUAACUGCAAACACACAUUUAUCUAAACACACCUGUACAGUUUUAAUGGGAUAACUAAGUUAUCUUUCUCCAGACAUGGACCUGGAUCUUCGUCAGUAUCUCACCAAGGCAAAGGAGCAUCAUGACUCUGGAGCUCUGGAGUCAGCCUACCAGUUAAUGAAGGACGUGGCAGCAGCUGGAGCCAGAGGACGAGCUCCACGCGUUGACCCAGAGAUGCACGUUGUUUGUGCGGAAGCAGCACUACAGCUGGGUUGUUUGGAGAUAAGCACAGCGUGUCUAAAGAUGUACUUUGAAGGGAAUCCGCUGGCGAAUCAAUUUUUGUGUCGAGCCUACCUCUGCCAGGGCCAGCUGAAGUCUCCGCCGGCCACUGGGAGUGUGGAAGACUUUGAAGAGGCCGUGCUGUGGUUUCUUAAAGCAAUUGAAAUUUCAAAGCAUGAACCAAGAUUCUACUUCAUAGUGUUCAAUGCCUCGGUGCUGUACAUCCAGACGGUCCGUCCUCUCCUGCAGCCAGGGCGGUGCUUCCACCUUAUCCCCUCGCUCAGGCAGGUGGUCCAAAGUCUGGAGGAGGUGGGAGACCAGGAUCACAGCUGGAGGGCUGAACUCAUGAUGCAUCUUAUCAAAUGUCUUGUGGACUCUAAGGAAAUGGAAGAUGCUACAAGUUUUGCUGAAGUUACAGAAGAAUUCAUCAAGUCACAUACCCCACAUCUUUACCCAAGACUCUUUACAUUACUGGUACAACACAAGCUGGCAGAGGGUGAUUUCCUCAUUGAACUGAGCUGGCAGAGUACUACCUUGACAGUCAUUUACAAAAUACAGGACUUUAAAAACAGAUUGAAAGAAAUAAAUGAAGAUAAGCCAACAAAAGAGGAGCUUGAGGAGAUAUUUCAUCUCCUGAUGGGUCGUACCGAAGCAUCUGCUACUCCUGUGAGCACCAGUCCUCUUCAGAGCCCGACACCCAUCCAACCAGCUGACAGAGUCGCCUUCCUCUUGGAGCUGGCUCUGCUGGCCUUGCAAGUGAAGCAUCAGGAAGUAGCUGUCGACUGUCUGAAAGAGCUUAAGUCGGCAGGAGAGGCUAGUGUCGGCCAACGCAUUAUAAUGGAAUGUAUCAACUGUGAAAACAACCUCCUGAAGAGAGAGGCGAAGAUGAAUGACUAUUCCAAAGCCAGUGUGGAGGCCCGGCUGAAGGAGAUAGGCAGACUGAAUCAGUGGCUGCAGACUGCAGUGAGGGAGGGGGGCCCUCAGGCCAUGCAGGCAGUGUGCGCGACCCAGUGGAGCUGCUGUCUGCCCCUCUUGCAGCACAACCUCAAGAAACGCAUCAAGACACCUCUGCUCAGGGUGGCACAAGUACUGGAAGACAUGCAAAGUAUGUUGCUGGAGAUGCGCUGUCAAGUCCACUCAGAGCUGGCAAUGAUUGAAGAGGAGGACGGGCGCCUUGAGGCUUCUUUGACUCACCUUCAGAAAGCAAUGCUGCUGGAUAACGGAACACAACGAGAACGCCUGUCGUCAGCUCUCCGCCUCCUGCAGCUCAGAGGGACCCUAUACCAAACGCCCUCCCGGACCGAGGAUAAAGCCGCCAUGCUUAUGCAGCAGGCCAGAGACUUGCAUCCCCAAGAUAGGACAGGUCCCAUCCUGGCCGCUGUGGGUCUCCUUUUGGCCCCUGAUGAUUUCCAGAUGGUGCUGGAAGCUGAUAACACCUUCAAAAUUCCCUUAGGCAGUCCUGGAUCUGGACCAGUGGCUCAGCUCUCUGCUAAGGCUCAGCAUCACUCUGCAUCUGUAGGGAAGGUGGAUGGACACCUGGCCAAGCAGGGAGAUGACACAGAUAACACAGAGAGGGUGAAGCUGUGGGCAACGCUGGUGAAGACAGCCAGGAAACAGGAAGUCUGGGACGUGUGCCGGGCUGCUUGUCGAUUCUGUUUGCUGUACGAUGAUGGGAGAUGGAAGAUCCACAAGACUGACAAGUGUACAUGCUCGGAGGAAGAGUGCAGUGGAGAAUGUCUUCACGGUUGCGAUGGAAGCCAAACCAGCGAGAGGGACUUGCUGCGCCUUUUAGCUGAAAUCCGCUUCAUCAGCGCUGAGGCCACCGUCCAGAAGCUGCUAACAGAGGGGGUGCAGCUCAACAGCCCUGCUGUCCCUGCAGUGGAGAGGGAGGUGUGUUUGUCUGAAGAUGAUCCACACUGGGUUGUUUACAGAGACUGGAUCCAGGCUCUGUCUGCCUACGCCACCUCCAAUUUCUUGCGGGCAGCGGAGCUCGGAGCAGAGAUCGAGGAGCCGUGGGUGAUAACAAAUGCAGCCAUUUACCUGUGGAACUACAGCAGCCACUUGCUGGCAGCUGGGGAGUACCAACGCCUGCUUCCCACCUUCCAAAGUCUAGUGGCGAUGCUCCAGAAGACAGAGUUCACUGGGAAUCGUGCCCUGUCUGUGCUGCUGUGUGAUGCUGUGGCCCGGGGAUUGAUUCAGCCCUUAUGUGGUCCAGACAGCGUCGAGCCAGCCCAGCCAGGAGACAAGUGCAAAAACAGACCUGAGAAGGGGGUGAAGGCUGCCAGUGUACAUGGAGUUGUCUUAGACCCCAUUGCCCUCCAGGAUGUCCGCAAGGCAUCUGAGCUGUGUGACUAUGCCCUUUGCAUAUCCACCUGCAACCUCCCAGGGGAGGCCGUCCCCAUCGCAGUCAGGAAACAGGUGGUGGCCACUUGGGUGCAGAUCAAGAGGCUCUUGCAACACCAGAUUGGCUCAAAGAUGGACACUAAAGAUGAGUGUGAGGAUGAGGAAGUGUCGGCGAUGACGCGUGUGCUGGUUGGAGUGGAGAUGCUCCAGUGCAAUACGAACCCGAGGCAUAUGGAGUUCUCUGUUCCCAGUCUCUCGACGCUGGUGAGCAUGGCGUCUAAAUGCAGCUGGACUGACACCGUGGUGGAGCUGCAGGUGUGGUGCCAGCUGGCUGCCUUCUGCCACGAUGCCAAGGACCCCAGCUUGGUGUUGUGCUGCACCAAGAACGCUCUGCAGCUGGAAGAAGCUGCAGCAAAGAGCCUCAACACCAUGCCCUGUGUUUUGUACGGCCGGACUGCGGUGAACGAGAUGCUGAGCAGUGCAGGUUGUUUGAGGGGUUUAAGUUUAGUCCAUGAGUCCAAUGGAGAUCUGCACUCUUACAGAAAGGCUUUGGAGGUGCUUCUGUCCAGUGUCAGCUAUGCAGAAAAGGCUGAGUAUCCAGCAUUGUGUGUCGCUGCUGCAAGGCAUUACUGGAACACAUGUCUACCCCUGACACAGACUCCUGAGGAAAGAUGGCAGCUCAAAGAGCCCCUGGAGAACAUCCUGAAUGCUCUGGUUCAUACCAACAAGAAAUGGGCAAAUAAACGGGGCAAAGUGAAAGGCUCGCUGACCUUGACAUCGCUGCCUCCUGGGAGCUCUAAACAUGAAGCAACUGAUGAGGAGGACCAGAUCCUGAGAGCUGCCAUUUACACUUUGUUGGUCCAAAUCUACAUUGAUAGAACAGACUGGAAAAGUGCUCUGCAGCUGCUGGACCAAGCUAUUACAGACAUCCCUCACACCACACACCAGCUGCCUCUGCUGAAACACCGAAUACUGGUAAAAGCGCGACUGGGGGAGAGUGUACUGAAGGACAUGGAGAUGUUACAUGACAAAGGAAAGCAGUGCUACUCAUACAUGUGGCACCAGGUGGCGCUGCGUGCUGGCAGCAUAACCCAACAGCUCACCUGCUACCAGAAGUCCAUCACCUCUCUGUUGAGUGUAGAGACUCAGUGGCAGAAGGUCAGCCUGCUGCUAGAGUUUGGAGAGUGGCUGUACUGUCACAACUUCCCCAAUGCCGACGCCCAACAGCAGGUUCAGUGGGCCAUAGACAUCCUUCUACGCGUGGAACCUGAACAGGCAGACGGAGCAGAGGACGAGUCCAAAAAACGUGAUUUGAGCUCAGUGAAAUCCCUGGCGGGAGUCCAGGACUUGUUAUUGACACAAAGUUUGUCGGAUCUGAAGGAGGUGCGGCGCCUUGACAGCUUGGUACGAGCACACACUCUGCUCGCUGUCAUGGCAGGCAAGGCUUCACCUGAGCACCAGCUUAACCUGCUCAGAGCCUACCUGUUUGUGCUUCAAAUAUGGCAGGUGUCCAUGGCAGUGGGUUUUGAGAUUUCCAGUGAGAUUGCAAAGAGCCAGCAGCCGCCGCCGCAGCCUCCUCCUCCUCCCUCUGCUGGAUCUAAAAAAGGCAAAGACAAGGCCAAAGGCAAGAAAGUGAAAGAUCAGCCUCCCCCUGCAGAAGAGAGACCUAAACUCGUUAUCUUGGAUCAGGCACUUCCCUCCACCCCUCAGGACUGGGCUCGCUACGUCUGUCCAGACCUGGCCAGGCACAUCUUCAGAACCAACAGCAACCCCCACUGUAUCAAUACACACAGCAUUACUCAGCAGACUCAAAGCCUGUUUUAUCUCAACCUGCUGGAAAAAGAGCUUCACUCACUCUCGCUCGACCACCUGACCCUACCCAUAAUGCAUCUAGCUGAGACCAUAGCUCAUGACCUUUUGGAUAGGAGGAGCCUCUCUGACCUCUACCGACUCAGAAUUGUGAGGACCUGCUGUCAGCUGGGUUUGGAGACACAUUCACCAUAUCAUGAGAAGCUCCUGGAUCUUUGUCAAAUCCAAGAACAAGAACAGAUGGGGUGCCGCAAAGCGAUUGCUUUCUCACAGGAGAGGAGGAGAGACCUUCACAAAGCUUCCAAUAAGAAAGUUAAGGUGGAUGAACAAGCUGGGUCUGGGCAGCAGAGUAUGGAUGUGUGUGCUCAGGACAUCUGGCUGGACAAAGCUGAGGUUUGCCUCAUUAUGGGGCUCUAUCAACCAGCCAGGCAUCUCCUGGCAGAGGCCCACUUGGUAGCUAUGGAGCUCAGAGACCAGAAAGCUUUGGCUAGAAGUUUGCUCAGUCUGGCUGUUCUGGCUUGUGAAGAGCAGAACUAUGAACAGGCGUUGAUCCUGCUGGACAAAGCCCAUGUCCUGGGUGGGGAUGAGGAGUUCUGGUACCAGCUCACCCUCACCAAGGUCAGAGCUGUGGUAGGCCAGAGAGGCCAUGACGCACACAUCAAGGCUGAUCAGAUUAUAAAACAAGGCUGUGGGGCUCUGAAGCUGGUUCUGGAGCAGCGGGUAAACCGGAUCCCAGAACUCACCUUAUUGAUCAACUCAUUAAAGAUGAGAGGUGCCAUUGAAUGUAUACGUGCCCUUGGUGGUGGUGAACCUGGAGAGACACUCAGCAACGAGGUUGUCCAGAGGCUGAUGGCCGCCUGCGAUACACUCAGAGAGUGUGCCAGUGGUUUCACUAAACUCAGCUACAGAGGACACGCAGUAGAGGCACAUGCAGAGUACGCACAUGGUCUGAGAAUCCUAGCCAACCAUGCUACUUGCAGAGAAGACAGACAGCGCUUCCUGCUCGAUGGCCUCUCCCAAAUACAGCUAGCUGUUUCAGAGCAGGAACGUGUGGCGCUGAACGCUCAGCGGCUGCUCCCCUCACAGGAAGAGAGUCAUGGAGUGUCACUGGCAGCCAUGCGGAGGCUGCUGCGCCUGCGACUGGCCCUGGCAGAAUUUAGUCUGGCCGUGCUGGAGGAGCACUGUGCUGAGGAGAAACGCAGAGCUCUGGCCAGCAAGGGGAAAACUUCUGCUGAGAGAGCACUGGAGGAGUUUGCACGUUGCUCUCCUGAGCCCAACUCUAUAGAACAGGAGUGGCUGAGUGUGGGCAGCACCUUGGGGCAGGUGGCUCUGGGCCAGCUGGCUGCAGUAAACUCUCAGUCCCUGGACGACAUGGAGACUAAAGCUCGCUGCCUGAGUCUGAUGGGAAAGUACCUCCGACUGCUGGCUGUGCAGGAGGACCCCAUUCAUCUGUGUGCUCUCUGGGACAAACAUAAACAGAAGGAGGCCUGGUCUGACCCUAAAGCUGUUUCCGUGGAGGAGGAGAAUUCAGUGAAAAGGAAAGACAGAGGAUCAAGCAGAAGAGAACCGAGUGUGACCUCUGCCAAAAGUGCUGAGCUGCAGCGGAGGAGGCGUAGAGCCCAGCAGCUGUUGGCACAGGCCAGUAAGGCUCUGGCUGAGGCCGUCAGCCUGUGUCUCCAACACAAGCUGCCCGCCUCCAUCCUGGCUGACGCUGCUCUCAACAUGUUGGAGUGUCAUGGCCAGUCUGACCCCGCAGUGGUGGGUCAAUAUCUGGCCCUGUUUCAGAGCUGCUGCACAGUUGCUACGAUGGCAGAGGUCCUGAGUUCUGCCUGUGCCGGCACCGGCGUAUCCCAGCUCUCCGCUCUGCUCAGCCUUCACAGAAAACUGCUCCUCUCUCAGGAGGAGAGGCCCAGCAGCAUGCUGAAGGGGGCGGAGGACUCCCUCGAUAGCAUCUCCAAGGCCCUCAGCCACCUGACCAUCUCUCCCAGCCACCUUAAUAUCCUUGCAGAGCUUCCGCCCAACCUGAAAAUCCUGCUGCUUCAGCACUCUGAAGAUGGGUCAGAACUUUUUGGGGCCUUCUAUGAGACAACCAAAGCUCCAAAUCAAAGGGGAAAGACUACACAAGUUACAGGUGCCCUGACAUGCUCCGGGGUGGCCAAGGUUUCAGUCUGCCCACAGGCUCUGCUGGCACUGAGGGAGAAGACUCGGGUCUUUGGCCAGCAGACGAGACAUGCCCUCAUCAAGCAAGCCUGUUGGCACAGUGCUGAGGGCCGCCUGGAGGCCUCCGAGGAGCAUUGUGUUUUUCCCUGUAAAACUGCUGCAGAAGAAAUGUUAAGACCUCACUUCAGAGAAAUUGUACAAGAUAUGGAAGACUAUUUGAAUCCACUUUUCAAACAGUUUGACUUCUCGUGCUUAAGGCCCCAGGCUGCAUCACUACCAGUCCCUGAGAUGACCAAAACCAAAGAUAAAGAAGAGAAAGGGAGCUCAGAUGAAUUGCCAGCAGAACCAGGGGAGUAUGUGGUAUUGCUGGCAGACAGGAAGUUGCUGGAGUUGCCGUUGGAAGCCUUAUCCAUCCUGCAGGACGAAGGCGUGGGUUCUGUGUCUCGAGACUUCUCCCUCCAGCUUCUCCACAGUCGCCUGAACAGAGAGGAACCAGAGGUACCACAAAAAGUUGAAAGUGACAACAAAAAGGAGACCAAAGGUGGCAAGGGAACUAAGGGGAAGGCAGAUCAAAGCCAAGCCAUCAAAGUGAUGCCUGUGAAUCAAGUGUUGCCUUCUAACACCCUCCCAGUGGACAUACGUAACAUGAAGUAUAUUGUUGACCCUCACAAUGAAGGCAACUUUGAUGGGACCAGUCUGAGCACGAGGAUGAAGGAGGUUUUGGAAACCCACAGCCAGCAUUUCACCCAUAUGUGGGAGGGCUUCAUGGGCAGCAAAGAAACGCCCAGUCUUUCCGAGGUGGAGCAGCUGCUGUGCAGAUGCAGAUGCAGUGCCUUCAUCUACCUGGGGAUGGAGCGCUUCAUGGCAAACAUUCCACCUGCCAAACUGGCAGCCCUCAAUCUGUCUGAGUGUCGCAUGGCUCUUCUCUUUGACCUGGUUCAGAACGGCGCCAGUGUUCUCCGCCAGUCAAACCUUGACAUGCACAAGAGUGCAGGACAGUUAGACCUGGAGAAACCCCUGGAGACGGCUCUGCUGUUGAGUUUGGGUGGUGUCGGCUGUAUUGUCCUCAACCAGUGGCACAGCAGCCUUCAACAGAACGCACGCACUCUGGUCAAAGUAGUAGACAAUCUACUGAGGGUCAGACAGACUUCUGGCCAGACCAUCCACACCCUGAGGAGAGGGCACAGCUCAGAGAUACCACCAUCACAUGAUCAAGUGCUCCUCGCCGACUCAAAGGAAGAUGACGUUCACCACAAAACGACUCUCGCACCAUCAGCCUUCAACUGCAUUCUUUAUGGACUCCCUAACUUGAUUGUCACGUAAUAUACUGCAUAUCCUCCCCUCUAUUUCACAGUUCAAGAUGAUUACAGGCAUGCAUGUCAGCCGGCUUUGCAAAUACGACUGUAUGCAGAAAAACUAAACAUGAGGGGUUUAGAUAUUUCAUUAAACAUGAUCCUUGAGUCUUCGCUUCUACAUUUUCCUUUGCCAUUUCAUGACAAUAUGUUCUUGAUGUUUUUAAUAUUGUUACUUUACACAGCAGACGUGAGAUACAAUAUGCAACAUGCCAGACUGCAUGAAAUAAGGCGAGAGCUCUCAGUGCUCGGGGAGAGAUUCACCCUAUACUGUACUGUACAUGUCUUAUUAAAAUACUAAUGUUACGGCUG